UUGGGAGCUAAGAGAGAGAUAGAAAGAAGAAAAACAAGAGGCACGAAUAGGAGAAAAGGAGGCUAACCAUAUCUCCUUUCAUAUUUCCAUCUUCACACAUUGCAUGUUAUUCAAAGCAAACAUUUCUCGGCUUGAUGAUGUUAAUGAUCUUCUCUCAUUUAAUGACGAUGCCGAUGAAACUAUCAUCAUCAGGUAUUCUUAUUUUAUUUAUGUGCCUUUCACAUGAAUGCACUGGUCGACAUCUUAGUAGCAUUGACAGUUUGGCCAUGGAUGACAAUGCAAUGCGUCUCAGCCAUCCCACCAUCAAGGGUUUUGAGAACGAUCUACUCACAGUUCCUGAUCAUUUGAACCUCAAAAUGACGGAAAACGGAAAGGAUCAGAGCAGUAAGGUUGAUAAUGAUCAUCGCAAGAAAACAGACUCUAAAUCACAGAGCAAGAAAGACGUAAACAACGACCAAAAGUUAAAGAAGGUUAAAGAAGAACAGGUUCAUCAUCAUCAUCAACAUCAACCUAAGUCACAUAACCUCAAAAUGACGGAAAACGGAAAGGAUCAGAGCAGUAAGGUUGAUAAUGAUGAUCACAAGAAAACAGACUCUAAAUCACAGAACAAGAAAGACGUGAAUAAGGACCAAAAGUUAAAGAAGGUUCAAGAAGAAGAGGUUCAUCAUCAUCAACAUCAACAUCAACCUAAGUCACAUACUAGUGUCACUUUUAGAGUCCCUCCUAGAAACAAGCGGAUACAUCAGCAACCUGGUUUUAAUCUUGAUUAUUCUCCACCAAAGACACAUCCUCCCAGUCACAACUAAGAAAGGUUGUUGCAUGCUUUCAUGUUACUUUCCUUAUCUUACUUAUAAACUACAAAAGGGAAAAAGAGGAGUUUUCUUCUCUUUAGAUCUCAGAGGAUACAUAUAUAUAUAUGAUAUUAGUAUGUAGCGAAGUUAUCAAUCUGAAAAUAUGUUUUUAUUUAGGGUUUUAGGUUUUGAGUGAGCCUCUUCAUAUUAGUAAUCGUCAUGUUCGUUAUCAAUAUAUACUACCUUUGCUGGAAAGUAUCAACCUAAAAAC
Molecule: messenger RNA, 1062 nt
Organism: Lactuca sativa (garden lettuce)
Lineage: Eukaryota; Viridiplantae; Streptophyta; Magnoliopsida; Asterales; Asteraceae
Source: RefSeq, a predicted model, not a curated record